Malaclemys terrapin pileata is the source of this 5717-nucleotide messenger RNA. RefSeq names its product UDP-N-acetylglucosamine pyrophosphorylase 1 (gene UAP1). Gene Ontology annotation, molecular function: UDP-N-acetylglucosamine diphosphorylase activity. The transcript is spliced from 10 exons. The record is from RefSeq and is a predicted model, not a curated record. Gene Ontology annotation, biological process: UDP-N-acetylglucosamine biosynthetic process. NCBI's taxonomy places the organism in Eukaryota, Metazoa, Chordata, Testudines, Emydidae. Bases 133 to 1698 code for a protein of 521 amino acids.
GCUCAGGUCUGGGGGAGCGGAAGCUGGGCAGCAAUCGGGCUCGUGGGCCGGGUGCAUGCGGGUUGGGAGCCGUGAGCGGCGCCGUUGGUUCGCGGGCGGGGGCUGCCCGGGGCUGGGCGACGCUCACUGCCCAUGGAGCCCGAGGUGCUGCGCCGCCGGCUGGCCACGGCCGGGCAGGGCCACCUGCUGCGCUUCUGGGCCGAGCUGGGCGGCGCGGAGCGGCGGGCGCUGUGCGAGGAGCUGCAGAGCCUGGACUGCGAGGCGCUGGGCGCCUGCUUCCGCCGGGCCAUGGAGGGCGCGGACGCGGCCGACCGCGACAAGGUGGACGGGCGGAUGGAGGCGCUGCCGCGGGCCGUACUAGGCAGCGUCAUCCGAGACGCGGACCAGCUCCCCGAGUGGGAGCGCGAAGGUCUCCAUCAGAUUUCUCAGAGCAAAGUAGCUGUCCUCCUCCUAGCUGGUGGACAGGGGACAAGACUGGGUGUUUCUUAUCCCAAGGGAAUGUAUGAUGUGGGGUUGCCAUCCCACAAAACGCUCUUCCAGAUCCAAGCAGAGCGCAUCCUGAAACUACAGCAGCUGGCUGAAAAACAACAUGGUACCAAGUGUGUCAUUCCAUGGUACAUCAUGACAAGUGGCAGAACAAUGGAAUCUACAAAGGAGUUCUUCUUGAAGCACAAUUACUUUGGUUUAAAGCAGAAAAAUGUGAUCUUUUUCCAGCAAGGGAUGCUGCCUGCUAUGGGGUUUGAUGGCAAGAUUUUUCUGGAAGAGAAGGGCAAAGUUUCCAUGGCACCAGAUGGCAAUGGGGGGCUGUACCGAGCCCUUGGCGCCCAUGGCAUCGUGGAGGACAUGGAGCAGCGAGGCAUCUGGAGCAUCCAUAUGUACUGCGUUGACAACAUCUUAGUGAAGGUGGCUGACCCCAGGUUCAUUGGGUUCUGCAUACAGAAGGGAGCUGAGUGUGGUGCAAAGGUGGUGGAGAAGACAAACCCCAUGGAGCCAGUGGGUGUGGUGUGCAGAGUGGAUGGCAUGUACCAGGUGGUGGAGUACAGCGAGAUCUCCCUGGCCACAGCACAGAAACGUAGUUCCGAUGGCCGGCUACUGUUCAACGCAGGCAACAUUGCCAAUCACUACCUCUCAGUGCCCUUUCUGAGAGAUGUUAUCAACAUUUACGAACCUCAGCUGAAGCACCACGUGGCCCAGAAGAAGAUUCCGUACGUGGACAUCACCAGUGGGCAGUUGGUCAAGCCAGACAAACCGAAUGGCAUCAAGAUGGAGAAGUUUGUCUUUGACAUCUUCCAGUUUGCCAAACAGUUUGUGGUGUACGAAGUGCUGCGUGAAGAUGAGUUCUCUCCUCUGAAGAAUGCAGAUAGUCAGAAUGGGAAAGACAACCCCACCACUGCCCGACAUGCCCUCAUGUCACUGCACCAUUGCUGGGUCCUCAAUGCUGGGGGCCACUUUGUGGAUGAAAAUGGCACCCGCAUCCCUGCGAUUCCCCGCUUCACAAGUGGAAAGCCAGAUGCCAUCACAGCUGAUGUCAAUUGCAAUUUGAAGGAUGCUAACGACUUGCCCAUUCAGUGUGAAAUUUCUCCUCUCACCUCGUAUGGUGGAGAAGGUCUGGAAAAGUAUGUGGAAAACAAAGAAUUUCAUGCGCCGUUGAUCAUUGACGAGAAUGGGAUCUAUGAGAGGGUGAAGAACAGUGUAUAGACUCUUUUGCAGGAAGCCAGCAGACCCAGCAUAGCUUGUGACUUUAGCUGUCAGACUGUAAAUCCAAACAGAUGAAGAUUGUAGCUGUAAAUGGUAGGGGCUAGUCUUGCCCUCUGAAUUCACUGGCUCGUGGCACAUGACAGUCUCUAUAUUUUAAUUUAAAAAACAAACAUUUUAGUCAAUCCCCUGAAGCUAAGUACAGAUGUGGUGUUGCUCUCCACGCUUUGAGCAUAGGCAUUUAUUUUAAAUGUGUAUAAAAUAAUAAACAAUUGUACAUGCUGAAAGGUUUUUAUGGUACGAGGAGAGGUUCAUAUUAAAUUUUAUUUUUUCCUCAAAUAGAUAUGACUAUCUUUAAAAACAAAAAUAGGAUCGCUGUCACUGUCCACAUUCUGCCUUUUUAGAGUCUCAUUUUGUUAGCUAGUACAUCUGUUUUGGCUUCUUAUACACCACAUUACUAGGUAUUAUGUGCUUGGUAUUAAUAUAACAUACAUUAUGUAUAUGGGUGUUGGGAAAUUACGUUAACUGAUUGUAUUAUGCUCUUCCCACAGUUUUGUUCACCUAUGUCAAGUAUCCCACAACAUUGCAAAGCUGAAGUCAGCUUUGGCAUUAGAAAAUAGGAAACCUGUCAAAGCAAAGCUGCAUAAAUACCUUGUACCAAGUGCAGUUAGGGAGUACUUUCCUGGCUCAUCAACACUUGGAAUGUAAUAUUCAGAACAAGAUAUGGGAAAGUAUAGGGAGGUACCAAGGACAAAGCUGGCACAAACUAGUGGGUUACAUUUAAACUUUAACUGGACGUACAUGGGUCAUUUAGCUUGUAACAAUCACACUAUAAAUAGAAGUGGGUUUGAGGGCAUAUCUUUGAAGCACACCUCCUGUGAAAGGUGAACAUGCUGCGAGAUAAGAAUUGCGUCCCAGAAGGAGGGUAUGUAUGUUUCAUCUUCGUAUUAUGGUGUUUUGUCUUUAGGCAAUAAAUUUGGCUAGGCUUGUUUAGUUGGUCCCUUGAACAUUCUUAGGCCUGGUUUACUCAGGAGGAUUAGGUUGGUUUAAUUGUGUCAGUCGGGCGGGGGUGGUGGUGGAAAAUCCACUCCCUUGUAUGGCGUUGUUAAGUUGAUCUAAGUUGAUCCAUCGCCUUAGCUACUGGCUCUCUGGGAGGUGGAUUACCUAUGCUGAUGGGUGAAUCCCGCCCAUUGAGAUAGUGUCUGGACUGAAGCAUUACAGUGAUGCAGCUGUAGCAUUUUAAGUGCAGACAAGCCCUUAAUAAUGAACCAUAAGUGUAGUCAAAUCAAUUGGUUAGACCAUUAAUCAAUAAUUUGGCAAACCAGGCCAGGGGACAUUAGCCAAGCAUUAGUCAAACCCGUUUGUCCUGAGGUCAUGAGCUAGCCAGUUGGAUUUGGAGUAUCAGUUUCCUAGAGGUUGGACUUUGGGAGUCCUUGCUCUCGGGGGGAAAUUAUAUUAAGUGUUACUUUGGCAAAUAACUGGUUAACAAAGAUUAUGGAAAGCAAAAACUGCUUUCUGUGCCAUAAUAAAGCCAUAUUUUAAGAAUAUUUAAAGAUUAAUUAUAAGUAAAAUGUUUUCUGCACAAAAUACCCAGAUAAAGCAAAGGCUAAAGUGGCCACUAUUUGCAACAGAAUACUAUGUUGUGCUAAAACACCGAGUAGAAAUAUAAAAAUAUAAGCCAUAGCAAAUGAAAGGGAGAAACAGGACGUUUUAAAGCAUGUUAUCAUACAGUACAUAACAGACCAUGGCAGUGAUUUGGUCACAUUAAAGGCAAUCCAAAAAGUGAUCCAUGGAGUCAUGUAUGUAAUUUGUUUAAAUUGUAGAUGGAGGGAAAAAGCAAAAAGGGAGAAGACAAAGAAAUGGGUGUUUAUACAGUGACACACAGUCUAUUAACCAAAGCAAGAAAGGGCACUACUGUAAACAAUUUGGAGUGCAGACAAAAGCAGCAGGUACUUGGGGAACAAAUACAGGUUUUGCAGGGACAGGUAGCAAUCCCCACACUCCUCCCGGAGCCAGGAUAAAAACCAGAGGUCCUGGCUCCCAGCCCUCCUUCCCCCCUCCCCUCUCAAAUGCACAGAACCACUCCUCUCCCAGCCAAUGACAUAACCUUCUCUCUCUAAUAUUUUUACUUUUAGUUCUAGUUUUUUCUUUAUGUCCUUUCUCUGUCAAAUCCUCCCCUUUCCUUUUAUAUUCUUCACAUGGCUCAGUUUGCUGAACUCGCUGCUGCUGUCUGUGCUUUGGAAUGCCCUCACAGAAUUAAGUAUCAGAGGGGUAGCCAUGUUAGUCUGGAUCUGUAAAAAGCGACAGAGUCCUGUGGCACCUUAUAGACUAACAGACGUAUUGGAGCAUAAGCUUUCAUGGGUGAAUACCCACUUCAUCAGACACAUGUGACAUGCUUCUCACAGAAUUAAUUAAUUUCCCUUGGCUUGUGCCUACUUCCUUUCCUAUAACGAUUCUGUGACUUCUUCCCUUCCUGCAAUUUAAAAAGUGAUAGUUAUUACAGAAACCCCUAUUGCAGAAAGAGACUGAGAAACUAAAAUAAACAGAUUACCAAAAUGCCAAAGGUAAAAGCUUUACUUUAAAUAAAUUCAGUAAAAUUAAUAAUUUUAACCCUUCUGGAAAUCAAUAGCUAAAGAAGAUAUGGUUGCCAAGCAACAGAAUGCUAACUUGCUUUUGAUCCUAAAACUGCUCUUUUUUUCUUUUAACUAGACACUAACUAAUGAAUAUAUACAUGGAUUUUUCUUAUUUCUAUAUAGUAGUAUUCUUAAGGUAAGAGUAUUGUAAAGUAAUGUAAGUUGCCUUAAGUUAACUAAAUUAAUACAACUGAGUGGGCAAAUAAAAUAGGGAUUUUAAUCAAUUCUUAUUAAAAGUUUUUUAAUAAAAAAAACCCAACCUGCCUAAUUGUUUAAUUCUUUUAACUUUUUGUUUUGUAGUAUACCUUGCAUAGUAACUUUUUUAACUCUUAAUGCUUCAUCAUGUAUAUUUAAAAAUAACAAUUUUGGCACCAUUUGUCUUUAAUUGUAAGUAAUCCUAUGUGUCAUAUGUUGUCCUGUGUGUUAUGUUUUGUGGAUCAUGUGACUUCUUGCUUUUAUUUUACUAUAUUUUUCAGUUUUGUUGCAACAAAAUCAGUUUUGCACGCAUAAUUAUAAAAAUAUAUGUUUUUAACAUUAGUGGUACCACACUAUUUUGAUAUUAUGGUUGCACUUCAUAAUACCACUUCAUUUUUUCUGCAAAGUUCAAAAUGGGGUCAGUUUAUAAGUAUAUGUACAUAUAUUUCUGUCUCAAAGAAUAAUUCAACGGCAAACAAAUAAAAUGUUUUAAAACGGGGGAAAAGGCCUCAAUGCAAAAACAACAUUUAAUAAGAUCAUAACUUUUUUGUUAUAAAUUUGGUUGCACCUUUAUUAAAUAUUAAAAUAUACUUACAUUAUUUUAUAACCAGUGUUUAAGCUAUAACAAUAUAUAUUACGUCUCAUUAUGUUGCACAAUGUUAAAGUUAACCAAAUAAAUUUCAGCAGAUUUCUGUCUUUGUCUCCCAAGCAUAAGCAAAUGUCAUAAAAAUUUAUUAACCUCAAGGGUUAUAUAAACCUUCAUUUAAACUUCAUUUUGCUUUAAUUUUUAUACUAUUUUUUGUUUUGUGCUGUGUUUAACAAUGUAUUGUUAUAAAAGUUUGUGCUUUAAAAUAAUUAACAAAGUUUAAUUGCUAUAACAUACAAAUUAACUCUAAGAACCUUGGGUAAAAAUUCUGUUGCUAACUUAUUAAGAGUGUCCUGGUGGUAGGUGGGGAGAAGUGCAAUUCAUCUCACAGAACAUUGUGAUCACUGUCUUGGCAUCAAGCACUAUAUUUAUUAUGGAAAACCAGUAAUGCACAUGUUAAGGAAGUAAGAAAUAAUGUCUUUGUGCAAAAACUGCAAAAGCAUCUAAAACAGGUAUAUUUGUGCUAAAGAAUUGGGAAACUCAAAACAAACAGCAAAAAUUAUUUUAACAAAUGAGUAAAAGAAAAAUAAUAAAAGAAUAGAAAACUA